Molecule: messenger RNA, 714 nt
Organism: Tachyglossus aculeatus (Australian echidna)
Lineage: Eukaryota; Metazoa; Chordata; Mammalia; Monotremata; Tachyglossidae
Gene: EIF4E1B
Product: eukaryotic translation initiation factor 4E family member 1B
Exons: 7
Coding region: 1-663 (220 amino acids)
Biological process (GO): translational initiation
Cellular component (GO): cytoplasm; eukaryotic translation initiation factor 4F complex
Molecular function (GO): RNA 7-methylguanosine cap binding; translation initiation factor activity
Source: RefSeq, a predicted model, not a curated record
AUGGCAUCAGCUGAGCGGGUCACUGCAGGCCAGGAGCCCAGGGCAGAAGGCCCCAGGCAGGAGCAGAGGAAGAAGAAAGGUCGACCCAAAGGGUUGGGGCUUGAGAUGGUGGAGAAGCACCCUCUGCAAAACAGAUGGGCCUUGUGGUUCUUCAAGAAUGACAAGAGUAAGACUUGGCAAGCCAACCUGCACCUCAUAACCAAGUUUGACACGGUGGAGGACUUCUGGGGCCUGUAUCACCAUAUUCAGCCGGCCAGCAAACUGACCCCUGGCUGUGACUACUGUCUAUUUAAGGAUGGCAUCGAGCCGAUGUGGGAAGACGAUCAGAACAAGAGAGGGGGUCGCUGGCUCGUCACCCUGGCCAAGCAGCAGCGUCACACGGACCUGGACCACUUCUGGCUCGAGACGCUGCUGUGCCUAAUCGGGGAGUCAUUUGAGCAGUUCAGCGGCGACGUCUGCGGGGCCGUCCUCAACGUCCGGGCCAAGGGGGACAAGAUCGCCGUCUGGACGUGCGAGGCGGACAACCGGGAUGGCGUCACCCACAUCGGGCGUGUAUACAAGGAGCGGCUGGGGCUGACUCAGAAAGUGACCAUUGGUUACCAGGCCCACACCGACACAGCCUCAAAAAGCCACAACCUGACCAAGAAUAAAUUUGUGGUGUGAGUGCGGCCAGGGCUGGGGUCUUUACCUAGAAGGUUGCCCUAUCCUCCAGCA